GACUGUGUUCAGACAGAGUACAGAACCGUCCUGUGCUCAGACUGUAAUCGCGUCUGUCGCUCCCAGAGCUGCUUAGUUAGACACAAGCAGCCUGUCAAGAGACCGCGGGGUCAAAAAUCAGUCAGUCAGUGCCAGCUGUAUAAACGGUGCGACAAAUGCCUCAGAUUGUAUUACAUCCCCGUGUCUGUUGAAAUGAAACCUCACGUGUGUCAAGCUAUAAAAUGUAAAAUCUGCGGCGAAUCCACAGGGGACCCAUCGAUCCCCCAAAACAGAAACACCCACCUGUGUUACAUACAACCCAUUAAACCGUCCGAGGACCAUUCAGAAAAAAUAAUAUUUUACGAUUUUGAAACGUUUACGGAUGAACAAGGCGUCCACAUUCCUUUUUUGGUCUGUGCUAAAUCGCUACAGGGUCAGAGGUGGCACUCUGAAGGGGUGAAUUGCGCCAAAGAGUUUGUGCUGAGCUUUAGGAGACCGAUGUAUCAGAAAGCCAUCUUUGUAGCUCAUAAUUCUAAAGGUUUUGACAGCUAUAUAGUACUCCGAGCCAUGGUGGAGCUGGGCCUUAAGCCCUCUCUCAUUAUGCACGGGAGCAAAAUACUCUGUUUCACAGACCCUGACUACAACCAGCGAUACAUCGAUUCCCUGAGUUUUCUCGCUAUGCCUCUCGCUGCCAUGCCUAAAGCUUUAGGUUUCCCUGACAAAAGCAAAGGUUUUUUCCCACACGCUUUUAGCUCUUUGAAUCAUUUAAAUUACAUCGGUCCUUACCCCCCUCCUCAGGAUUACCACCCGGAGAGAAUGAAGCCUGAAGCCAGGCGCGAAUUCAUGGAGUGGUACGAGACCGUGCGCGGAGGAAUUUUCAAUUUUAAACAGGAAGCUCUCUAUUACUGCCAAAACGACGUAGAUGUGCUGGCGGAGGGAUGCACAAUAUUCAGAAACGGAUACAUAGAGGAAACAGGCGUGGAUCCGUUCAGUUCAUGCACGAUUGCCAGCGCUUGUAUGAAAACAUUUGCCUGUAACCAUCUGCAGCCUAAAACCUUAGCCAUACCGUCGCCAGAUCAUUACAGCCGACAAUACAAAAGCUAUUCACACGCCAGCAUCCAGUGGCUGGAGUGGGUGUCUCGUGACCGAGGCGUCUUUAUUCAGCACGCUUUGAACGCCGGUGAAAAGCGGUUGGGGCCGUAUUUUGUGGACGGCUACUCAGAGGUCGGAGGUGAUAAAUAUGUGUGGGAAUUUCUGGGUUGUUUUUAUCACGGCUGUCCCUCCUGUUUUCAGCCUCACGAGACCUGUUCUCUGACGGGGCGAUCGUUUGGAGAGUUACACAGCGAUACCGUGGCUAGAUUAAACGCGUUAGAGACUAAAGAAGGGGUUAAAGUGGUGGUUAUGAGAGAGCAUAGCUGGGAUGAAAUGAAGAAAUCAAAUCCCUCCGUCAGGGCUUUCAUGCAAGAUUAUCGAGCUCCUGAGCCCCUCCACCCCCGCCAGGCUCUGUACGGGGGCAGAACGUGCGCGAUCAGGCUCAGGUAUUCAGCAGCAGCGAACGAGAACGUGGAAUACGCUGAUGUCACCUCACUCUAUCCUUAUGUCAACUGUAGCUUUCCCUACCCGCUAGGUCACCCUAAAAUAAUUCACACAGCUUUUAACAGCCCUCAGAGCUACUUUGGGUUCAUCAGGGCUGUGGUCUACCCUCCCAGAGGGUUAUUUUUCCUUGUUUUGCCUUACAGAACCGGCUCGGGUAAGCUGGUGUUUACACUCUGCCGCACCUGCGCAGAGCUAAACAAUCAGCAGGGUGCUUGUAACCAUGACGACGAGAGCCGCGCAUUGACAGGUGUCUGGGUCACCCCCGAAUUUAACAAAGCUUUGCAGAUGGGUUAUCGAGUGGUUAAGGUGACCGAGGUGUGGCAUUUUGAGAACCGGGACGACUCUGUAUUCGUAGGAUACAUACACACUUUUCUUAAGGGCAAACAGGAGGCUUCAGGAUAUCCUCCUGAAGCAAAUGACAGCGCCAGCAGGCAGAGAUACAUCAUGGAGUAUCACUCUCACCAGGGCAUUCUGCUGGAUGAGAAUAAAAUUCAUCCUAACCCCGCUAAAAGACAAAUCUCCAAAUUGUGUCUCAACAGCUUCUGGGGGAAGUUUGCUCAGAGAAACAAUCUGCGUCAGACGGCUCUGGUCACCGAACCAGAAGAAUUUUUCAGCUACAUGUUCUCUGAAAAAUACAAUGUAAAUUACUUCUCUUUCCUCGAUGACAGAACCGCUCUGGUUCAGUGGACCCACGGCGGUCGUUAUAUAGCCCCGCCUAACAAAAACGAUAACGUUUUCAUAGCUGCUUUUACCACAGCGUACGGACGAUUAAAGCUUUACGAGUAUUUAGAGGAGCUCCAGGGGAGAGUUUUGUACUUUGACACAGACAGCAUAAUUUACGUCACCAAACAGGGAGAGAACCGACUAAAAUACGGAAAUUAUCUGGGGGACUUAACGGACGAGUUAGACGGUGACAGCAUAGAAGAAUUCGCAGCCGCGGGUCCUAAAAGUUAUGCUUAUCAAACCAGAAACCGUAAAAAAGUGGUGUUGAAGGUGAAAGGUAUCACUCAAACUCGAGAAUGCUCUGAAAAAGUAAGCUUUGACAGCGUGAGAGAUCUGGUCGAUGGCUUUCUGCAGCAGCACGAGGUGCUGCGGCGGUCUCUGACCCCUCAGCAACUCCAGCGUUCAGAGGAAGGGGGGUUUAUUGACACCCCGCAGCAGGGCAUCGUUAGAGAUAAAAACGGGUUUGUCCUAAAAAACUCUUCAUUUAGCAAAAGGUUUAGGGUUGUGUAUGACAAGAGACGGUUGCUGCCUAACGGUCAAACAGAGCCAUUUGGGUUUUAAUUUUUGUAUUAAAUUUUUUUUAUACAAAAAUGUCGCAGGAAAUAGAUUUCGAUCCUAGAUUAUGUAUGUCUUUCUCAGCUAUCAUAGUCGGGCCUUCGGGCGCGGGAAAAUCUUUCUUUGUGAAACAGAUUCUCCAACACCCCAAACAUGUUUUGAAUCAAAUGCCUGAGAAUAUUGUCUAUGUGUACACCUCCUUUCAACCCAUGUACGCUGAACUGCAGAGAACCAAUAAAGAGAUUAAAUUCGUUGAA
Molecule: messenger RNA, 3110 nt
Organism: Acanthochromis polyacanthus (spiny chromis)
Lineage: Eukaryota; Metazoa; Chordata; Actinopteri; Pomacentridae
Exons: 2
Coding region: 193-2859 (888 amino acids)
Biological process (GO): DNA replication
Molecular function (GO): DNA-directed DNA polymerase activity; nucleotide binding; DNA binding
Source: RefSeq, a predicted model, not a curated record